AUGGUGAAACUACAAACCUUCAUGACUUUGCUAACAUUCUUAUUGCUUUCUUCCACCGCCACCGCCACCACCCGUCACGCCACCCUAGGCCGCCGCGGUCUAGCAACAUAUUGUGACCCCGUUUUCGGAACCUGUACCCAAUACCAAUGGCCAUUUUCUCCCAUCAUUUCCAACCACCACUAUAUACCUAGAUCAUUUAUCCGCCACCAGUCUCCGCCGCUCCUCGCCGGUUCAUUGCCACCCGUAGUAGUCCCGUCACCGCCUCCCGUGUUUACAAACCCCUCUUUCACACCAUCAUCUGGUUACGCAAACCCGACUUUCUCACCACUAGUUGCAUCACCACCACCACCAGGAAACACCAUCCCUAGUGUUUUCCCUGAACUGCCGCCAAAUGGCGGUUAUAUAACGUAUUCUCCACCGGUUGGUGGUAAUCUACCACCAAUCAUGGGUAAGAAUCAGCCUGGGGUGGUCUUUAUGUCACCACCCCAACAAAGGUGGUCAGCACCUGCUGGUGCUGACCUCCCGCCAAUUGUUGGAGAACUGCCACAACAACGGCCGGAAGAUGUCGUAAUGCCGCCGCCAGUGGGUGGCAAUGCUAGGAUGAAAGUGAAACCACAAUUACCACCAGUAGUGCAAUCCCCUCCUGCUGCCUAA
This is a messenger RNA of Helianthus annuus (common sunflower), 654 nucleotides long. Its product is annotated as leucine-rich repeat extensin-like protein 1. The record is from RefSeq and is a predicted model, not a curated record. NCBI's taxonomy places the organism in Eukaryota, Viridiplantae, Streptophyta, Magnoliopsida, Asterales, Asteraceae. The transcript has a single exon. Bases 1 to 654 code for a protein of 217 amino acids.